Messenger RNA from Cornus florida, 1605 nucleotides. Its product is annotated as serine/threonine-protein phosphatase PP2A-2 catalytic subunit. Gene Ontology annotation, biological process: mitotic cell cycle; peptidyl-serine dephosphorylation. NCBI's taxonomy places the organism in Eukaryota, Viridiplantae, Streptophyta, Magnoliopsida, Cornales, Cornaceae. Gene Ontology annotation, cellular component: cytosol. The record is from RefSeq and is a predicted model, not a curated record. Bases 185 to 1123 code for a protein of 312 amino acids. Gene Ontology annotation, molecular function: protein serine/threonine phosphatase activity. The transcript has 11 exons.
UAUGCUAGCUCUCUCUCCUUCUCUCUCUCUCUCUGCGGGUCACUGUAGUCACAAUCUAGGGUUAGGGUUACCAUGGUUGCAUUCAACACAAUUUCCUUUUGUUGAUUCAUUUGAAUAGCAUUGUUGUACUGAACAUUCGAACUCCGAUUUUCAUCGAAAGAAAUUUGAGUAUAUCGAGAAGAAAAUGAGUGUGGAUCUGGCUUCGAAUUCACAUGGCAACCUCGAUGAGCAGAUUUCACAGCUCAUGCAGUGCAAGCCCUUGUCCGAACCUGAGGUUAGGACGUUAUGUGAGAAGGCUAAAGAGAUUCUUAUGGAAGAGAGUAACGUUCAGCCUGUAAAAAGCCCAGUGACCAUUUGUGGUGACAUUCAUGGGCAGUUUCACGAUCUUGCUGAACUUUUUCGCAUUGGAGGGAAGUGCCCAGAUACAAAUUACUUGUUUAUGGGAGAUUAUGUUGACCGUGGGUAUUAUUCAGUCGAGACUGUCUCACUUCUGGUGGCUCUGAAAGUGCGCUAUCCUCAACGGAUAACAAUUCUUAGAGGGAAUCAUGAAAGUCGACAGAUAACUCAAGUUUAUGGGUUUUAUGAUGAAUGCCUACGGAAGUAUGGCAAUGCUAAUGUUUGGAAGAUAUUUACGGAUCUAUUUGAUUAUUUCCCAUUGACUGCCUUGGUCGAGUCAGAAAUAUUUUGUCUGCAUGGUGGAUUGUCCCCAUCCAUUGAGACACUUGAUAAUAUACGGAAUUUUGAUCGUGUUCAAGAAGUUCCACAUGAAGGCCCUAUGUGUGAUCUUUUAUGGUCUGACCCAGAUGACCGUUGUGGUUGGGGCAUCUCUCCGCGUGGUGCUGGAUAUACUUUUGGCCAAGACAUAUCUGAGCAAUUCAAUCAUACCAACAACCUAAAGCUGAUUGCUCGAGCUCAUCAGUUGGUUAUGGAGGGAUUUAACUGGGGACAUGAUCAAAAGGUCGUCACCAUUUUUAGUGCACCUAAUUAUUGUUAUCGAUGUGGUAACAUGGCAUCUAUUUUGGAAGUUGAUGACUGUAAAGGGCACACAUUUAUCCAGUUUGAGCCAGCUCCAAGGAGAGGAGAACCUGAUGUUACCCGAAGAACGCCGGAUUAUUUCUUAUAAUUCAGUUGCUCGAGUUACUGAUCUGUUGCGGCUGCAUGCUGGUUGGGAUAAGGUGGUUGCAGGUCCUUACUGUGAUUGAUUUUAAGAUGAUCAAACUCAAGCUACUAUACCCUUGUUAGUGGUUGUAGGAGGGCCAAAUGGCAUGUAAAGUGGGCAGAUAGGGGCUCCUUCGAUUAAAUUAUGUUCUAACCCUAGUUUCGUCAGAUCAAGCAGCAGACUGGCGAUGCUAUAAUGUAACAUUUCAUGCAUGUUCCCCUUUUUUAUUUUUAUUUUUCUUUUUUCUUUUUAUUUUAAUAUUUUUCGGUCUAUUUUUCUCUGGUUUUAUAUUUGCUGUUUUGUUCUUGGGUUGGUGGGGGAGAUGGGGUAUUUGUAGAAGUGAGAGGAGAUUCAAUGUCAAUGAGUUGUGUUAAGUUUUUUCCUCCAUUUUUUGUUAAAUGGAUUAAAUUGUUAUGCAUAGCUAAUGAACUUUUAUUUGCCCUCUA